CUCAGAUCAUGAUCUGCAGGCUGGAAUCAAUGGUCGGCAGUCCGAUGAUUCACGAAUCGGCUAAAGGUAACACGGGACUCAGGAGCAAAAUUGAACCUCCUAUCCCAAUACACGAUCUUCAACUCGUCCAUCGUCUUUGACCAUAACUAUGGCUCAUAAAAGAAACGACUCAAACACCACCUCAUCGGCAUCCGCCCUCACUGCGGCUGCGGCUGGAUUCAAAGGAAUAGAACCUGAUAAAGGCCCAACCAUGCAUGGUAAAGCGGUUGGUCCGUGCACUGGUAGGCUCGCAGCACGCCUGAGCCCAGGCCCAGGCCCGGUCGUUAAACAGCGUAAUACUCACGAACUCGAAGAAGGCACCGUUGAACCGCCAGCAAAGAAACGACGGGUAGAACCAGAUCUUUCCAACCUUGACCACCCCGAUAAUAAUUCCCAUCGCCACAUCUCACUCAAUGUACGACGCACCUGCAAUAUUCUCGCAUCUUGGGCCCCUCACGUCCAGGAGGUCAAGCAGCGGUUCAUCAAUCACCUCGGCUGCCCUGAAUUCCCAUACUCUGAGUGGGACAACAUCAUUACUGGUCAGCCCGUCAACCUUGAUGUCGUCCUCUGCGACGUUUAUGCAGGGCCAGAACCCGCGACUGUCACUAAUGCGUCGGAUUGGCUUGCCGCAUGGCGCCGUCUUGCGGAAGCGUAUCGCUUCGCGUUCCCCCAUCGAAAAUCCGAACUUGAUACCUACGGAAUGUACAUAAACACCAUGUUCUCCUCAUACAUCACCGAAUCUCACUCCCAAAUCAUCAACUUCGACAAGGCAAUUCGAAAGCGGGUGGGCUCAUGCCGUAACUUGGAACUCUCCAAUGUCAAAGAAUUCAUGGGUACCCACACCUCUUACUUCUCCCCAUUUGGUCGGAACUACAUUGAAAGCACAAAGGCUGCAUCUAAAGGCAAAGUUUCCGACAAGAAGGAGCUCUGUCGACGUUGGAACACCGGCGCUUGUACAUUUUCCUCUUCAUCGUGCCAUCGCAUCCACGCCUGCAGUGUCCAAGGGUGCAACUCUAGCAACCACCCUGCAUGUGAGCACGAGCAGAGUGGUUGUAGCCCACGACUCUUGUUAUGACGGUCGCCCCAUAAUGGCCCCGCGUCUCCAUCGCCAACUUGUCCGGAUUGACCGACAAGUGGCCAACUGCGCAGCCUUCAUUUUUUGCCAAACAUUACCAUCCUCCCCUGUUUGAUCAUCAUUUCGCCAACCCCUUCAAACAUCGUGAUCUCCUCGCGCCCAAACUCAAAUCAGAUCAAAUCGACAAAUCCAAUACGUAUCUCAGCCUCCUUUCGCCGCUCGCCCCUUCAUAUGCCCCUUCAUCUCCUACAAAUAGCAAACCAACCAAAUUUUCACGAUCAAUAGUCUUCAACAGUCAACAACAUGUUGAUCCACGUAUCGACUUUGGUAACUCUAGCCCAUCAUUUGGAUAUGUUCAUGUGCCUGGUAGUCUUCAAGCAUAAUUUGUAUUAACUGUAACUGCUGUAUUUCCAUUUCAGAAGUGUUCAG
This is a messenger RNA of Suillus clintonianus, 1543 nucleotides long. RefSeq lists its product as uncharacterized. The coding region runs from base 149 to 1114 and encodes 321 amino acids. NCBI's taxonomy places the organism in Eukaryota, Fungi, Basidiomycota, Agaricomycetes, Boletales, Suillaceae. The record is from RefSeq and is a predicted model, not a curated record. The transcript has a single exon. Gene Ontology annotation, molecular function: metal ion binding.